Messenger RNA from Caenorhabditis angaria, 2009 nucleotides. Lineage: Eukaryota; Metazoa; Nematoda; Chromadorea; Rhabditida; Rhabditidae. The record is from the annotation of a GenBank genome assembly.
AUGGAGCAACAAUCUCAGGUGGAAUAUUAUAAAUUUCUCAACUUUCUUCUAUUUUUUGGUUUUGUUUGAUUUUUCAUUCAUUGUCCGAAAUAUUCGAUAUCAUAAUUUUUGAACCUUUUCAGUCAUACAAAAACAUAAUUUUUCAGUGUCAACAACAACAACAAGUCAGCGAUUUUUCGCAAUCUGCCGGGAUCAAACGGUCAUUGGAACUGGAAAACGAUGGGAUGAUUCCAGCAAAGAAAGCGCCUGAAGCAGCAACAUUUGCCGAUGAGCGUUAUGUCGAAACCUACGACAUUCCGGAAAACUAUGUUGGCCUAGUUAUUGGUAAAUCUGGUUCCGAAAUUCGAAACAUUCAGCAAAUGUCUUGCGCUCGUGUUCAAAUGGAUCCAGACGGUACAACGAGAGAUGGAAAAAGAGGAUGUACAUUGGAAGGAAAUGCUGAACAAAUCAAUGCUGCGAAACAACUCAUUAAUCAAGUUAUUGCUCGUUACAACAAUAAUAACACAAUGAACAAACAAAUGCAUGUUCCAUCAUCAGCAGAUAUAACUAUUGAAAUGAUGAUUCCAGCUGAAAGAUGUGGAUGGGUUAUUGGAAGAGCUGGAGAUAAUAUCAAAUUGCUUCAGGAACAAUCUGGCUGUCGUAUGAAUAUUGUUCAAGCUUCGCAAUCUAUCACAGGUCAACCAAAACCUUUGAGAAUAACUGGAACACCAGAUGCGGUAUUUUUCUACAAUUAAAAAUCGCAAAGUUCCCAUUGUAAAAUUACAGGUCGAAACUGCUAAAGCGCUUGUAAACAAUAUUUUGACAAAUACAAAUAUGAUGAAUACUAUUUCAAAUAGCAGACCAACAAGUCAUUAUGCAAGUGGCGAUCAGGCAAAAGGUGAAGUUAUUGUUCCACGUGAUUCGGCUGGUUUGAUUAUUGGAAAAGGAGGAGAUGUUAUUCGACGAUUGGCGCAAGAAACUGGUACUAAGAUUCAAUUCAAGCCAGAUGGUAUAGUUUUCUUUAGAUGAUGUUAUUUUCAAAAUUUGAUCUCAAAAUUCUUGCAGAAAAUCCAGAUUCUGCCGAGCGAUGUGCUGUUAUAAUGGGAACUCGUGAACAAAUCUAUGCUGCCACAGAACGUAUCACCGAAAUCGUUAAUCGUAGCCUCGGUGGAGGAGGAACCAAUCAAGAGAAAUUUUAUAUGCAUGUGCCAGCCGAUAAAUGUGGAUUGGUUAUUGGAAAAGGCGGAGAAACUAUCAAACAAAUCAACGCUGAAUCUUAUGCGCAUUGUGAAUUGGCAAGAGACAAGGAGACGAAGAAUGAUGAACGAGUUUUUGAGAUUCGCGGAAAUCCUCAACAAAUUCAUCAUGCUCAGCAUUUGAUCCGAAUCAAAGUUGGAGAUAUUCCACCAAAUACACCUGUUCCUCCAAUGAGUGGUGGAAGUGGAAAUAUGGUUCAACAACAAAUGCAGCAACCACAGCAACAACAAUAUCAGUCAUUUAUGACACAACAGCAACCUCAGCCGAAUAUGUAUAAUCCAUAUACAACUUCGAUGCCGCAACAACCACAGCAAUUUAUGCAACCAGGUAAGAACAUAGUUACAUAUUUCAAUCGAGAAAUGUGUUAGCUCUAUUUUUUAAUUUUAAUUUCUAGUUCAACAACAGCCACAAAUGUGGGGAGCAAUUCAACAACAACAAACCCCACAAAUUUCACAAGUCGCUUUCCAACAGCAACCAAUUGUUCAACCUCAACAAAUAGCUGCUGAUAGAACAGCUCCAAUUAUGAAUCCAAAUACUGGUGCACCGGAUUAUUCAUUGCAAUGGGCUGCUUAUUAUAGGUUUGCUAUUAUAAUUUUUCGCACUAAAAUCCACUAUUAUCCCGUUUUUCCAGAUCGAUAGGACUUGUUGAACAAGCUGCAAUGGUUGAAAAUCGUCUGAAACUCAAUGCACAACCAGCCCAACUUCCAACAAAUUCGAUUCCUCAACAACAACAACAACAACCAACAGGAUUCACACAAAAUCAAGCUCAGUAA